AUGUCAGAGAAAGAUAUAGGUUGGGAUUUUCACCUCCGAAAGCUCUCCGUUAGUGGCAGAGACUCCAACACCGCCAACGAUCCCGCUUCUGAUCCUUCUCUUCUUCCUUCCGUGAAGAAACUUCAUGAAUUAUGCAAGACGGAAAAUUCGGAGGACUUGGUGGCUAGGGUUUAUCCCUCCAUUAACAAGAUUUUCCAGCGAGCUGUCGCUUCCCUCCCUCAAUCUCGAACCUCCAAUGGCAUUCUUUUACUCGCAAUUCUUCAGUUUUACCUAGACUUUGGGGAGGUUGUUCUUCACGAUGCUGAUCCUAGUCUUAGGACAUUUUUUCGGUCGUGCUUGAGCAGGGAGUUUGCUGAUCCUGUUGUUGCGCAAGCAACGCUUGAAUUUCUCAUCAACAACAAGAAGAAGCUUCUAACUUCCUUCCCUAACUUAUUACCACAGUUGAUUGCUUGGAAUGGUGAAAGAUUAGAGAAACUAUUUUUGAAAGCCUUUCCUGGCUUGAUGUCACCUGGGUCAUUUCUUCCCUUAUUUCCAUCUUUAGUAGACUUGCCAAUUUUGGUAGUAGCAUUGGAAAAGGUGGAAAAAAGCUCAGGACCCCUAAUUGGGAGCAGCAUAGCUUCUAUUCAGAAAAACACUGCCCCUAAGAUGCUACUUGCCCUUAUGGAUGAGGCAUAUACUGGUUCAACUAUCGAAGAUGGUGGAGGAGAUUCUGAAUCCGAGGAUAAUAGCUCAAUUGAUGUAGCUGAUCCUUUGUUCCUUGAACUUUUAAAGGAUGAAAAUGAUGGUAUCGCUGAGCGUCCCUGGUCAUCUCCAGUGAUGGGUGCAAUAUUACAGGCUUCAGUCAAUAGUCCUUACUCUGAUAAGCUGAAAGCAGUACUCAGCAUGACUCCUCGUCUUCUUGAUGUGUACUUCUCCAUAGCAUUGGAUACAGUCAAUAAUUCUUUGAUUUGUGCAUUGAUUCCCCUGCUUAUGUCAAGAUUUGCUACAAUAUUUCCAGACAAAAUAUUUUUAUAUGAGGUUCGCAAGCGGCUUUUGGAGUUUAUGCUCUCUACAUUUCAGCGUUCACCUAACUUCAUUGCCCUUUUAAAGAAGCCUAUAAUGGACAGACUUGGAGAAGCUUAUGAUAGUCCAGACAAGACAGAAUUAGCCUUGCAAUUAUGUUGGGCCAUUGGAGAGCAUGGUGGAGGUGGUGGAUCUCACAAAGAUGAAGCCCGUGAGCUUUUUGAGAGUCUAGAACUGCUUCUGUAUGAAAACCUUUCCUCAAGUCGUGUGGGCAUGACACAGGAGGUAUCCCUUGGUUUGGAUAAGGAUACUUACAGAAGGUCAUCACAGUCCAGGCUUUUAUGUUUUGUUGUGACAGCCAUUGCAAAGCUUGCUACGCAUCAUCGAGAGUUAAUACCAAGAGCACGUGUAUCCUUGGGCAAGGUGGCUCGGUCUCGAAUUUCUGAUGCUAGAGUAUGGAGACGUGCAUGUGAUUUCCUGGGUUUGAUGAAAGACCCUGCUAUAUGCUCAGCCAUAUUGGGGCCCUCGCGACCUACGCAAGGCACCACGCAAAAAGUGGGCAGCAUAAACUGGAGUGAAGGUUCAACAAAGAUGAUUGCACAUAUUCCAUUUUAUAUUCUAGGAGAACAAGAAGGUAAAGGAUACUCUGCUCCCAUUGUCCUUCAUUGCUCUGCACAUUUUUGCAUUUGGGAUUACAUUUGA
This is a messenger RNA of Sphenostylis stenocarpa, 1704 nucleotides long. NCBI's taxonomy places the organism in Eukaryota, Viridiplantae, Streptophyta, Magnoliopsida, Fabales, Fabaceae. The record is from the annotation of a GenBank genome assembly.